AUGAUAGAUAUUGCCUCUCUAAUGGACAAUCCACCAUGUGGGGUUACUGCGCACAUUGAUGACGAAGACUUCACUAUUGUCCAUGCUCUCAUUUCUGGUGCCACUAACACCCCUUACAAUGGUGGUUUUUUUUACUUCAUUUUAAAGUGCACCUCUGAUUAUCCUUUAAGUCCUCCUAAGGUGAAGCUCAUGACUACUGGUGCUGGCACUGUUAGAUUUAAUCCCAACUUUUAUAGUUGCGGGAAAGUCUGCCUGAGCAUUUUGGGGACAUGGUUUGGACCUGGAUGGUUGCCAAGUCAUACAAUUGAAGGCGUUCUUAUCUCAAUUCAAAGUGUGAUGUGUGAAAAUCCAAUUUACAAUGAACCAGGGUUUGAUGAAGAGGCUGAACCUCUGGCAGUUGAACAGUACAACCUGUAUGUACAAACAAAGACUCUUCAUUCAGCUGUAGCUGCUAUGCUAGAGGAGACAAAUUUGCCUCAGCCACUGAAACACUUCAUUCAAAGAACUUUCAUUCAAAAUUUCCACAUGUAUGAAGAACUGGCCAUAAGGAAUAUGGAAUCGGUCCCAAAACUCUUGAAAUUAUCCACUAGUGCAAUUGCACGUCUAGCCAGUCUCUACGCAAAGACUUCUGUGUCUGAAGAAAACUUCAAACUACGAUUGGAUGAGGAAACUGGGUUUGGAGAGAAUCACGCAUCAGAUGGGGAUCCUUUCCGCAACACCUUGAAUAAGAGGUCUAUGUCACCUGAUAUAUUUGAACAGUAG
Molecule: messenger RNA, 762 nt
Organism: Frankliniella occidentalis (western flower thrips)
Lineage: Eukaryota; Metazoa; Arthropoda; Insecta; Thysanoptera; Thripidae
Product: ubiquitin-conjugating enzyme E2 Z-like
Exons: 5
Coding region: 1-762 (253 amino acids)
Biological process (GO): negative regulation of apoptotic process
Cellular component (GO): nucleus
Molecular function (GO): ubiquitin conjugating enzyme activity; cysteine-type endopeptidase inhibitor activity
Source: RefSeq, a predicted model, not a curated record